Vitis riparia (riverbank grape) is the source of this 4140-nucleotide messenger RNA. RefSeq names its product pentatricopeptide repeat-containing protein At2g26790, mitochondrial-like. The record is from RefSeq and is a predicted model, not a curated record. Gene Ontology annotation, molecular function: protein binding. The transcript has 5 exons. Bases 266 to 2719 code for a protein of 817 amino acids. Lineage: Eukaryota; Viridiplantae; Streptophyta; Magnoliopsida; Vitales; Vitaceae.
AUGUCUAUAUGGUCAUAUGAAGCUAGGACCCAACUACUAGGGUUUAAGCUCCUCAGCCUUCUCUUCUAAACCCCAAACUAAUUUGUCUCUUCGCCCACCACUGCAAACCGGGCUUCCAUGGCUCCUCAGCAUCUCGCUCUGUUCCCUAUACCACAAUACUAUCAAGUAAGAUCUGUCUGCUCUCUUCUUCACUCCUCAUUUCUUCAAAUACGCCUCCUCAUUUAACUCCUACUCCCUAUAUUUUCUUCCAUGUGCUUCAAUUCCCAUGUGGGUUUCUUCAACAAGGUGGGUUUCUUGUAGAAAAUUUAUCACCCACGUUCAAUUAACCCGAUUUAAUUCUGUUUGGGGUCUUGCCCAUUUGAGCCCUGCCGCGCAAUACCCAAUUGCUGAAGAACAAGCUGUUUAUACCUAUAGCAAGGACUCUGUUGGUGAUCGUUUUAUUGAUUUAAAUACAAGUAGAGUUGUUGAAAUCUUUUAUAAUUUGAAAAACGAGCCUAAUCUCGCAUGGUCGUUUUUUACCCAAUUGAAAGAAAGCGGUUUUCAGCACAAUGUUGAUACGUAUGCGGCUUUAAUCAGAGUACUGUGUCGUUGGCGCUUGGAAAGGAAGUUGCAGUCUUUGUUAUCGGAGAUUGUUGGGUCAAAAGAGAGUGUAUUGGGUUUUGAUAUUACAGCUUUGUUUGAUGUUCUGAGGGAGGGAGGGGGGGAAGUUGAGGGUGAGCAUUCGAGUGUGCUGAUUCUGGUGCUUGAUAUGUUGGUUAAGGCUUAUGUUAGGGUUGGUAUGUUUGAUGAGGCCAUUGAUGCUCUAUUUCAAACAAAAAGACGAGGGUUUGUUCCUCCUAUAAUGUCUUGCAAUUUUUUGAUGAAUCGUUUGAUUGAACAUGGGAAGAUAGAUAUGGCAGUGGCAAUUUAUCGGCAUUUGAAGAGGUUGGGUUUGAACCCAAAUGAUUAUACUUAUGGCAUUUUCAUAAAGGCACUUUGUAGGAAGGGUAAUUUUGAAGAAGCUGUUGAUGUGUUUAGGGAGAUGGAAGAAGUUGGAGUGAACCCUAAUGCUGUCACAUGCAGUACAUAUAUUGAAGGGCUUUGUUCCCAUAAGAGGUCGGAUUUGGGUUAUGAAGCCCUCCGAGCAUUAAGAGCAGCAAAGUGGCCAAUUGAUACCUUUGCUUAUACAGCAGUUAUUCGUGGGUUUUGUAGUGAGAUGAAAUUAAAAGAAGCAGAGGACGUCUUCAUUGAUAUGGUAAAUGAAGGGGUAGCCCCUGAUGGGUAUAUCUAUGGUGCCUUAAUUCAUGCUUAUUGCAAGGCUGGGAAUUUGCUUCAAGCUGUGGCUCUGCACAAUGAUAUGGUGUCAAAUGGAAUUAAAACAAAUUGUGUCAUAGUUAGCUCAAUUCUUCAAUGCCUGUGUGAAAUGGGCAUGGCUUCUGAAGUGGUGGAUCAAUUUAAGGAGUUCAGGGACUCAGGGAUUUUCCUUGAUGAGGUUUUGUACAAUAUUGUGGUGGAUGCUCUUUGUAAACUGGGGAAAGUGGAAGAAGCUGUGGAAUUGCUGAAUGAAAUGAAGGGUAGGCGCAUGUCUCUGGAUGUCGUGCAUUAUACAACUUUGAUUGCUGGGUAUUGUCUCCAAGGUAAACUUGUUGAUGCUAAGAAUAUGUUUGAAGAAAUGAAGGAAAGGGGCAUUGAACCUGAUAUUGUUACCUAUAACAUACUAGUUGGUGGGUUUUCUAGAAAUGGCCUCCAAAAAGAGGCACUUGAGCUUCUCGAUUGCAUUGGGACACAAGGCCUGAAACCCAAUUCUUCCACACACAACAGGAUCAUUGAAGGUUUAUGUAUGGCAGGGAAAGUGAAGGAAGCUGAAGCAUUUUUAAAUACCUUGGAGGAUAAGUGUUUGGAAAAUUAUAGUGCCAUGGUUGAUGGGUACUGCAAAGCAAACUUUACAAGAAAGGCAUAUGAACUAUUUUCUAGGCUUUCUAAGCAGGGAAUUUUAGUUAAGAAAAAAUCAUGCUUCAAACUACUAAGUAGCCUCUGUAUGGAAGGGGAGUAUGACAAAGCUCUUAUAUUGUUAGAGAGAAUGUUGGCUUUGGAUGUGGAGCCUAGCCAAAUUAUGUAUGGUAAACUCAUAGGUGCCUUUUGUCGGGAUGGAGAUAUGAAAAGGGCUCAAUUGGUGUUUGAUAUGUUGGUUGAGAGAGGAAUAACUCCUGAUGUCAUCACCUACACAAUGAUGAUAAAUGGUUAUUGCAGGGUGAACUGCUUGCGAGAAGCCCGUGACAUUUUCCAUGAUAUGAAGGAGAGAGGAAUUAAACCUGAUGUUAUCACUUACACAGUUGUGCUUGAUGGUCAUUCGAAGGUAAAUUUGAAAAUGGCUCGUUCCCUUCAAUUUUCAAAGGGAAGCGAAGAAGGAAAAAUGGAUGCUUCACCUUUUUGGAGUGAAAUGAAGGAAAUGGGAAUAAAACCUGAUGUUGUUUGUUACACUGUUUUGAUCGAUAGUCAUUGCAAGACAAACAACCUUCAGGAUGCUAUUAACCUGUAUGAUGAAAUGAUUGCUAGAGGACUACAACCUGAUAUUGUGACAUACACAGCUCUUCUGUCCAGCUGUUGCAGUAGGGGUGAUAUGGAUAGGGCUAUAACCCUUGUUAAUGAGAUGUCAUUUAAAGGGAUAGAACCAGAUAGCCGAGCCAUGUCAGUGCUGCACCGUGGUAUUUUAAAGGCCCGGAAAGUGCAAUUUCGUUAGUAGACACUUUGAUAAUCAGUGGCUAGAAGAACCAAAAUUAUUUAUAUUAGCCCAACCACGUGGUGUAAGUGUUUAUAUGGAAGGGUGAAUUCUUGACGUUGGCACAGGCUUGAAGAAAUGGGAGCUUUGUGGCGGGACGCUUGGAAGCCAUUUAUUUUCAGAUGUUGUUUGCGUUGGGUCCAGUGGACUCUUAAGACUUUAAAAAGCAUCUACACGUUAAGAGAAGUCCACUUAGGUUAACUCCCUUGUAAGCUUUAUAAAACAAUCCUCAAGGGCUUUACAGAGUGACAAAGCAAAGAAAAAAGGUGCUUUGAGGGACUUAGAAUGGACAUGAAGAUGGAGAAACACAGGAAUUGGUUGAGAUGUGUGAAGGGUGUUGUUGGGGAUACAAUCCAGAGAUGGAGAAAAAAGACUGGUGAGGAUGGAGAAAAUAGAGUUAUUGAUGAGAAACAGAAUGAUUUUGAGAUUUUUCCAUUCUCAUUCCCUAUUCCAAUGUUCAAAACACGGACGCAGCUCGUUGAUAAGGAAAUCAUACAUCAUUCAAUUAUUUUACUCAAUGUAACCUCUUGUGCUCUAAUGAAGAUCAGACCUCUUCAUCACUCUGCACCAAAGGCCAUUCUUGGUAUGGAUUGUUGCUCCUGUGACCAACUCCACAGAUUCAGGACCUCCUUUCAGCUCAACAUCAAAUUUCUGCAGCAACAUGGUCAAUGCAAUGGUCGACUCCAUGAGUGCAAAUUGGUCUCCCACACAUUUUCUCGGCCCUCCACCAAAGGGUAAGAAGGCGAAGUCUGCAACAAUCUGGUAUUUCCACAAACUCGGUUACUGAUUAUAGCAAUGUGAUGAACAUGAGGGUUAAGUGGAAAAAAGAGUGGUUAGUAGUAACCUCAUUGGGGUACAAUGCUCCAGGGCUCCGUGAUGGAUCAAAGCCAGACCAUCCUUCAAUGUCGCUGUUCCUUGGUACUAGGAACCUCUCUGGUUCAAAUUCAUGGGGGCGAUCCCAGAAGUAUGGGGACCGAUGGAGGUUAUAUACCUGAAAAGGAUGCGGGUUUAUGGAGAAAAUGUGUACAUGGUGGAAAGCAGAAAAGCAAGAGCACAAAACAGAAGUGAUGGAAGUUGUUCUACUCACUGAAAGAAAGAUAUCAGUCCCAGCAGGAAUUGAGUGGCCGUCCUUUUUACCCUUGUAUCCACCUGCACAAGCAAACAUUUCUAGGCUUAACCCGAGUAUUAAAACAACGAAACCCAUCUCAUGCCUACAUUAAGAAAAAGAAAGCAGAACUCGUCCGUUCAUUAUCAUUGUUUUUUUCUUUUGUUCACUCAUUAUCAUUUUUUUUUCUUUUUUUGAUAAUGAAGAAUCAACACUACAUUUAUCUUAACUGUCAGAGAAUUAAACUCAAGUGAUAUGGACCCAUGGCUUUACCCUA